Triplophysa rosa is the source of this 1541-nucleotide messenger RNA. It is a transcript of the gene sfr1, whose product is annotated as SWI5-dependent homologous recombination repair protein 1. Gene Ontology annotation, biological process: positive regulation of DNA-templated transcription; double-strand break repair via homologous recombination. NCBI's taxonomy places the organism in Eukaryota, Metazoa, Chordata, Actinopteri, Cypriniformes, Nemacheilidae. The record is from RefSeq and is a predicted model, not a curated record. The transcript has 3 exons. The coding region runs from base 734 to 1309 and encodes 191 amino acids. Gene Ontology annotation, cellular component: Swi5-Sfr1 complex.
AAAAUAGGCAUUGUAAUUUUUUUAUUUCACUGGGACUUUAGGCUACCCGUUUUUUCAUUCAUACGUGGGGGCAGUCAAAUAUCCCCCCAAGCACACUUCAAAUAAUGUUUCUGUUCUCCUGUAUCUGUAUCCUUUCAUUGUUAUAAAAGUUCAAUAAACACAUUAAGCAAAAAAAGAGCUACAUUUUUGUAAUGAGCAAAUAUGUGUUUCUACAAUUAUAUUUUUGUCUAUAAAGGCAUCUAAACAUACGCCUUCAGAUCGAAAAGGAGAAGAGAAACAGUUUACUCAAGAGACCCAAAAAGUGGUGAAUGUAUAUAGCCUAGAGAAAAAUCAAUAUAUACUAGCUUAAUCCUAAAGAUGGAUAAUUUAGCUUCAUUUGUUCAUUUGUAAAAACAUGCUCCACUUUUGGGCUUUUCCAAAUGGUAAACGUGUGCGCAAUUAAUUGUAUCAUUUUCCUCGGUGUAAAAUAUAAACGUAAACAGCUUUUUGUUACCGAGACAGUUCAGGCCAUUGGGUCUUCACGACUACAUUUCCCAACACUCUAUUCGGCAAAGUGAACCCGGAAAUGACGACAACAUUAAUGGCACUUGCACCAGUUUCAAAACAGCGUUCUGAUAAUUUUACAGAAAGAUCUUUCACGUGUUUCUUUUAAUUUACGUUUAACACCAGCAAACACGUGGAAUUAGGGAGCCGUUUUCUCCUGUCAUCGAUUUCACGUCUCUUGGAGUGAAUCAUGGAGACAACGCCGAAAAAACUGUCAAUUCAUGAAACUACAACGAAUACAACCCCGUCUGUCGCCAAAAGUUCCUGUAAAACUGAGCCCAUGAGUGCCUCAUUGAAAGAAAGAUUAAAGAGAACACGACGGACAUUCAGAUCCCCCCUCAGUGUUGUGAAACGCCUUAAGAUUGAGGAUGACAAUCACGCACAAACUCCACAAGCUUACAGCAAUGUGACUGAAGAUACUGAUAUCAACGAGUAUGAAACGAGGGAGCAAACAGACUGUCUACAUAACACAGAACAUGACUUGAGCCAUCAAUGUGAAGAACUGAGAAAGGAAGUGAAACAGAAGGCAGAAACUUUGCGGAGAUUAAAGAUGGUCAAAAUGUAUAGAAAAAAGAAUGACCUGACCCAGCUGCAGAGGCUAAUAGAGAAAUGGAGAUGCUGUGCCCAAUCUGUGCUGUAUGAACUACAGAAUGAACUGCCCACAGAAGGCGAAAAAGUCAGUCUUGCCCAUCUUAUAGACAAUUUGGGGUUAGAUGACAAAAUCCUGCACUUUAAUAGGACAGAAGAAGACUUCACAGACACAUAAAAUGUAUUGCAUGGUCAGGAGAACCCUCUAGCAUGUUUGCUGACUAAAGCAUUUGGAUAGUGAAACUAUUCAUAUCAUAUGUGAAACUAAUAUCUGUUAAGACAUUUAAAUGUGUAUUUUGUUAUUAAACUGUUUUGUAACUUAUUGCACUUUUUUAUGUUGUUAAUGUUUGAGCUCAAUCAUUUUAUGUUUUCAACCAAAGUAUGUAAUAAUAAAUCUGAUUUAUGUAUCC